CAAGUUUUUCUCUUGGAGUUGGGUGGAAGGUUUCUUAAACCUCAACGACCUCGCUCCAGAGUCUACAGGAAUACAACACCUUCCAUGGAAGCUCUCAUGGGUUCUAUCAAAUUCCAUAUUCCUCAACUGGGUUUCAAGCAAAACCACCCAGAACCCCACCUACGCUAUCAUUUGGCGUUACCUUCUUCUUCUUCAACCCCAAGCCACAUCGUCUGUGGCCUCAGAGGGGGACCAAGAAAGCCUUUAUGGAGGUCAAGGGUGCUCUCAAUUGAAGCCAUUCAGGCAGUUCAGUCUCUAAAGCUUUCCAAAUCAAACCCAUCAAAGCUCGAGCAGGUUAUGGGCGGUAGGCUCUCCAGGCUCUUGAAAGCUGACUUGUUAGACGCCUUGGCUGAGUUGCAGAGACAAAAUGAAGUGGAAUUAGCGCUCAAGGUCUUCAAAUUUGUGCGGGAGGAAGUAUGGUAUAAGCCAGAUCUAUCAUUAUACUGUAGCAUGAUCCUAUUGUUGGGAAAGAACAAACUGAUUGAAAUGGCUGAAGAGCUUUUCUCUGGAUUAAAGGAAGAAGGAUUAGAAUAUGACACAAGGGCUUUUACUGAGAUGAUUGGAGCUUAUAUACAAGUGGGUAUGACAGAAAAGGCAAUGGAAACGUAUGAGUUGAUGAAGGCAUCAGGUUGUGCGCCAGAUAAAUUAACGUUUACAAUAUUGAUUAGAAACCUUGAGAAGGUUGGAGAAGAAGAAUUGGCGGCUCACGUAAAGAAAGAUUGUGCUGAAUAUGUAGAUUCUCCUGAGAAAUUCUUUGAAGAAGUUGAAAGAAAACAUAGGACGAGAUCACUCAAUCUUGUUUGACAAUUUCCCGCUCUUGGGACUGCAAAUAUAGGGUCUGUUGACAGUGUUAUUACCAGUACGAAAAGAUGAUAGACAGAAAGAUGGUAGGUCAGUCACUCGCUCGUGUGCGUGUGGACGAAUUCCUAGUCGUUGAUGCAUUUUGGACGACUGACCUUAGUAAUGGUCAUGUGAGGAACUAGAGAAAAUGGUUUAACAAAUUGUUUUUUGUAAUUUAUCAUAAAGCAGCAUGUUCAGAAGCCUUUUUCGGCCUAUUGGGUUCGUAUUAGGGAAAAUUGAUUUAUAACCUCCUA
This is a messenger RNA of Prunus avium (sweet cherry), 1133 nucleotides long. RefSeq names its product pentatricopeptide repeat-containing protein At1g62350-like. Gene Ontology annotation, biological process: Group II intron splicing; chloroplast organization. The record is from RefSeq and is a predicted model, not a curated record. NCBI's taxonomy places the organism in Eukaryota, Viridiplantae, Streptophyta, Magnoliopsida, Rosales, Rosaceae. Gene Ontology annotation, molecular function: RNA binding; protein binding.